Molecule: messenger RNA, 1743 nt
Organism: Closterium sp. Naga37s-1
Lineage: Eukaryota; Viridiplantae; Streptophyta; Zygnematophyceae; Desmidiales; Closteriaceae
Source: the annotation of a GenBank genome assembly
AUGUCGCCCGAUUCUUCCGCGUUUUCUCCUUCUCGCGCAGUUUUUGGAAGGACCUUAUCUACUCGUCGCAGCCUCGCCCUCAGGGCCCUCUCGCUCGUGAGCUUUCCGGGAUCGUCAACCAUUACUCUGCUAGCAAAUCCCGGAGACACUGGCGGAGAUAUCGGCGGAGAUACCGGCAGUGGUGGCGAAAUUGGGGGAGGGGGCGAUGCGGGGGAAGGCGGAGAACCUGGCGGACCUGGCGGAGACGUCGGCGGCGAUCAGGGCGGUCCUGAGGGCCCCCCUGGUGGCGACAACGGGGAUACCGCCAGUGGCGGAGAUCCCGGCAGUGGCGGCGACGUUGGGGGAGGCGAGGACGGCCCGCCACCGAUCGGCGCUGGCGGAAAGGGAGGAAAGGGCGGAAAGGGAGGGAAAGGUGGAAAGGGCGGAAAUGGAGGAAAGGGCGGAAAGGGAGGGAAAGGGGGCAAGGGGGGAAAGGGAGGGAAACCUGGUAACCAGCAGGGUGGAGCUGGCGGAGAGCAGGGGGGAGCUGGCGGAGAGCAAGGGGGAGCUGGCGGAGAGCAAGGGGGAGCUGGCGGAGAGCAGGGGGGAUCUGGCGGACAGCAGGGAGGAUCUGGUGGAGAGCAGGGCGGGGCUGUUGAGGAGCAGGGGGGGUCAGGGGGGGCGGAUGGUAGCCAGACUGGGGGCAUAACGAGCACCGGAAAGGGCGGAAAGGGAGGAAAGGCUGGGAAGGGCGGAAAGGGUGGGAAAGGAGGGAAAGGGAGCAAGGGGGGAAAGGGAGGGAAACCUGGUAACCAGCAGGGCGGGCCUGGCGGAGAGCAAGGGGGAUCUGGCGGAGAGCAAGGUGGGGCUGGCGGAGAGCAGGGGGGAUCCGGCGGAGACCAGGGGGGACCCGGCGGAGAGCAGGGGGGAUCUGGUGGAGGGGCUGGCGGGGAGCAUGGUGGGGCGGAUGGUAGCCAGACUGGGGGCACAACGAGCACCGGAAAGGGCGGAAAGGCUGGGAAGGGCGGAAAGGGUGGGAAAGGAGGGAAAGGGGGCAAGGGUACGGUCCACACCACGUGCUUCAACCCUUGGCUAGAGCGGCUUCGCAUGCUGCCUGCUAAGUCAGCUACCAAGAGGAUGCUCCGUGCAUGGUUCACAUGGGGGGUCAUUGCAGCCUGCGUCGCCUUCCUAUUGGCCUCUCUGGUUCUUCUAUGGGACGGCCUUGUUGCUUCCCUCCUCGUCCCUCUCCUCCGCCACCUCUCCACCUCAUCCCAGCACCUAGCGGAACAGCAGCGCUUUUACCCUCACACCCACUCUCACAACCACUCUCACUACAGUCACAUCCCUUCUGCUGUAAACGCCUCUUUCGGACCUUCCUCUCCUGUCGUCGCCCUCUCUAGAGCAACGGGUGCUGCAGCGUCCCUUGCAGCACAGCAAGCGUCCCAUGCAGCACAGCAAGCCGUCCAAGCAGCAGAGCCACACCCCGCUGCCCCAGCAGAGCCAGCAACGUCCGCCACUCCUGCUGCGACCUCUUCCUCCCUGCAUCUUCUACAGCCUGUGCACAGCAAGCUGUCCAAGCAGCACAGCAAGCUGUCCAAGCAGCACAGCAAGCUGUCCAAGCAGCACAGCAAGCUGUCCAAGCAGCACAGCCACACCCCGCUGCCCCAGCAGAGCCAGAUGCGCAUGCUGCACGGCAAGCAACCGCCCCUGCCUCUGCUGCGACCCCACCAUCCUCGCUUCACGUGGUACAGCCAGUGGUGGUGA